UUUUUACUUUUUGUUUUAGAUCAUUUGAUUUCUAAAUGGCACUUAUAAUAAAUAGAUCAUAAGUGCCAAAAUGAUAUCAAAAAUUUCUAAUCAUCAUCUAUUAUAUAAUGAAAAUAAAGAACUUAUGAAACAUGUAUUUUGAUCACAAUGUGGUAGCUUUAUGCUGUAUAUUUGGGAAACGAAUGAAUGAAUGAACAGAACGCCUCCUCUACAUAUGUUAUUAAGUAUGGGUGCACUGGACCAUGAAACAGUUUAUUUCCAAUGGUUGAUAAUAUCAAACUCAGAAUUGAAUCCAUUAGGAACCUGAGUAUUUAGUUUCAUGAUCCAGUACACCUCCUGUUUCGCCAGGAUCUCGUCCUUAUUGCCACCCCUGGGAGGCAAUCUGAUGGUCUCGAUGCCUCGCCAUCUGAAUGCUCCAGUAUCUUUGCCGUGCACCUCAAUGAAAUGCCGUGAUAAUGCAGAACAUGGUUUCUCAUAUUUUAUAUAUCCUAGAUGUUCUCUAAUACGGGUACGGACUUCCCUACUGGUCAUUCCAACAUAUUGUUUGGAGUGUACCCGGCAUUCAAUGAGGUACACUACGUAGGUGCUGGAGCAUUUUAUGCACCCUCUGGAUGCAAAUUUUUGAGUAGUAGUGCAAGAAUAAAAAUCUUUGCCCUCAGUGAUGAAAUCACAUGCUUUGCAUCUAUGAUCUCCACACUUGUAAGUGCCGUUAACUUGCAUCCAAGAGCCCCUGUUCUUUUGUUUGCAAGGCAAAAGUCUUGGGGACAACAUGUUACCCAAAGUUAGGUUUUUGGAAUAAACACACCUAAAUCCCUUCUCAACAGUGGACUUUAAAUGUACGUCACCUAGAAGUAUAGGAAAAUACUUCCGGAUGAUGUCACAUACUUUAGAAUAGUCUGAAGAAUAUUGUGUAAUGAAGGUGAGAGGUCUUUUAUCUUUAUUGCCACAACUGGGCACUACAGAGAUAUUCUUUCCCUCCAUUGCUGUUUGUUUGGAAUGAGAGACACAGUCUAAUACUGCACAGUUACAGCUCCUAGCUCUCCCUAGCUAACCUCUUGUUAUUAUUAUUUCUGUAUAUUCCUCAUUAAGAGAAUAGUAUUGGUAUAUGGAGUCACAACCUUGUUUUUUUUUUAUAACAGUUUUCAUUUGAUUUGAUAAUAUUGUAAACUCUGCUUUGCUGCAAUUAUUUGUUAUGGAAGCCAUCUGUAUAAUACCUCCCUUUACAACCUCAAUAAAAAUUGUAAAUAAAAAAAUAAUUCUAAUAUAUUUGUAAGGUUGCGGUAUGUCCCACUCAUAAAUAGAUUGUCUACUCCUGAGCUUAUAUUGUAAAGUUCUGGAAAGAUUAAUAUUUAAGGUGCAACUGUAACACCUACAGAGCUAACUGUACUAAAUACUUGGGCUAAUAACCUAAUCAGCUGAUCUGUAUCACAUGAACUGUUAUGUGUGCCUUUAUUUAUACCAUACGUACAGUUAAUCAGAACCAUUAUUUAUUAUUAUCUGUAUAAACCAUUUAAUAUACUUUUUACAGACACGGCCAGAGCACUGAGAGAUAUCAGGUAUUGAUGUAACUGGAGUGAAUAAGGGAACCUUCUUCCUGAGCACAGACAUUGGAGCCUGUUAUCAGCAUGAACCCAUAUGUGUUAGGUUAAUCAAUUUAAAAAUGAACACAAAACAGAAGCCAUUUUAUGGAGUGUAAAUAAGAUAUUUUUUUUGGAUGGAUUCCAUUACAAAGAAUAAACUUUCUUUAUUUAAUUUAUUUUUAUGUAGACAAUCACUUGAAUAGUUCAUAUCCAUCCUUCACUACAGGAAGCCUCAGUUUGAUACCACAAACUCCAAUAGUCUUAGACACCAAUGACUAUUCACAAACAUUGGGGAUAUCACAGCAGAUAUUUAAAGGAGAUGUUGAAUUGGCAGGAACUGGGCAGCAAUCAUUAUGUACAGAGAGUCAUUUAGUCAUCAAACAAGAGGGCAACAGUUAUGCCUUAUCUAGUGAAAUGAACAUUCCAGAGGAUAAACCACACACAUUUACUGAGUUUUCAAAACAUUUAAAAGAAGGCAUAAGUCUUAAGUCUAGCCAAAUGAUUCAUACAAAUGAGAAACCAUUCAAAUGUAUAGCAUGUGAGAAAAUCUUCAAAUGUAAUUUGCAUCUUCUGGAACACCACGCAGUUCACACAGUUGUGAAACCUCACACGUGUACAGAAUGUAGGAGAUGUUUCACAUCUAAAGGAAGCCUUAGGUAUCACAAAAAGACCCACACAGGGGAAAAACCUUUCAAAUGUAAUGAGUGUGGGAGAUGUUUCACAUCCAAGGGAAGUCUAAUAUCUCAUGAAAAGACCCACACCGGGGAGAAACCUUUCACAUGUAAUGAGUGUGGAAAAUGUUUUACACAAAUGAGUAGUCUGAAAAUUCAUGAAAUGAGUCACACAGGGAAAAAAACCUUGACAUGUACAGAGUGUGGAAAAGGAUUUACAAAAAAGAGUAAUAUGAAAACUCAUGAAAGGAUUCACACAGGAGAAAAACCUUUCAAAUGUACAGAGUGUGGAAAAAGUUUUACACGAAUGGAUCAUCUAAAAUAUCAUGAAAGGAUUCACACAGGAGAAAAACCUUUUACAUGUACAGAGUACGGAAAAUGUUUUACAGAAAAGAGUAGUCUGAAAUAUCAUGAAAUGAGUCACACAGGGAAAAAUCCUUACACAUGUACAGAGUGUGGAAAAAGUUUUACAAUAAAGAAUAAUCUGAAAACUCAUGAAAGGAGUCACACAGGAGAAAAACCUUUCACAUGUACAGAAUGUGGAAAAAGUUUUACAAUAAAGAAUAAUCUGAAAUCUCAUGAAAGGAUUCACACAGGAGAAAAGCCUUUCACAUGUACAGAGUGUGGAAAAAGUUUUACACUAAAGAAUAAUCUGAAAACUCAUGAAAAGAGUCACACAGGAGAAAAGCCUUUCACAUGUACAGAGUGUGGAAAAGGUUUUACACAAAAGAGUAGUCUGAAAACUCAUGAAAGGAUUCACACAGGAGAAAAACCUUUCACAUGUUUAUAAAGUGGAAAAAUGUAUUCCGUGCCAAUCAGGUAUCACAAAAACACCAAAUAUUUACACAUAAAAUAAACUUUAUAUGCACUGGGUGGAAACCUUUUAAAAAUUAUCUUAAUGAGGGCAAACUCUCUAAAUAGAAGCAUCAAAAUAGAAUCCUAUUGUAAAUAAUACUUUUUAAAUCCCAGUUAUAAAAGCCCCAGAUUGGAAGUGCUCUCCUGCUGUCUUUUGUUCCUCUAUAUAUGUGCACCUCAGUUUCUCUCAUAUAAAUGUGAUAGAAUCCAAACACUACACAGGAAUAUACAAAUCUGUCCUCAUACUGACCAGUUUACACAACCAUUCACCACCAAAGCACUCCCAGUGUUUAUUUUCUCCCCUAUGUAAAUAAAGCGUACAACUCCUAACACUGGCAUAUUAAUAAUUACAUUUACAGAAUUAAGAGUCUUUAUAUGAAUAGAGUGUUAGAUAAUUAUAUAAACAGGAACAUCAGUUUCAAAUGAUUGACAUCUGGUAGAUAUAUUUAAUGUGCACAUGAUGUGGAUAAACCUUUUCUUAUAGCAAUAGAUGCUUAGCAUUGUACAUGUUAUAUACCAGAGGAAUUACUGAGGGGAAACUGAUUUUAUUUAAUGAGACACAAUAUCAGUAACCGGUACAUACGUGAUCAUAAUCAGUUUAAUUUAAAUGGCUACUAUAACCUACAUGUAUACUGGGUAUGUAAUAUGUAUGUCAUGUGAUCAUAAUCAGUUUAAUUUAAAUGGCUACUAUAACCUACAUGUAUACUGGGUAUGUAAUAU
Molecule: messenger RNA, 3826 nt
Organism: Bombina bombina (fire-bellied toad)
Lineage: Eukaryota; Metazoa; Chordata; Amphibia; Anura; Bombinatoridae
Product: gastrula zinc finger protein XlCGF8.2DB-like
Exons: 2
Coding region: 1995-3041 (348 amino acids)
Biological process (GO): regulation of transcription by RNA polymerase II
Cellular component (GO): nucleus
Molecular function (GO): DNA-binding transcription factor activity, RNA polymerase II-specific; RNA polymerase II cis-regulatory region sequence-specific DNA binding
Source: RefSeq, a predicted model, not a curated record